UACCGACCAUUUCUUCUAAUCAACUUUCUUGACAUAUGCCAUUGACAAUUAAAAUUUGCUCGUCAUUCGAUUCAGUGAGAAGUUGAAAACUAUUUUCUGUGUUAAUAUUUUGCUCCAGUUUGAAUCACAAAGUUAAAAUGUUUGGACGGCAAAGUGGUAUUGGUGGUGGUAGCUCCAGCAGCAGCUCUAAUUUAGUGGAAUUUCGCGCUGGUCGUAUGAAUAUGAUAGGCAAAAUGGUGCAUCCCGAUGCUCGAAAAGGUUUAGUUUAUCUAACGCAGAGCGAAGAUGGGCUAAUGCAUUUUUGCUGGAAAGAUCGUACCUCGGGCAAGGUUGAGGAUGACUUAAUUGUGUUUCCAGAUGAUUUCGAAUUUAAACGUGUUGAUCAAUGCAAGACUGGGCGGGUUUAUGUGUUAAAGUUCAAAUCAUCUUCUCGUCGAAUGUUCUUCUGGAUGCAAGAACCCAAAGUUGAGAAAGACGAGGAACUGUGUCGUCGGGUAAACGAAUUAAUGAAUAACCCACCUUCACAGCAGCGCAAUAACAGCGAUAAUGGCGAUUUACAGUACAUGUUAAACAAUAUGUCGCAACAACAGUUGAUGCAAUUGUUUGGAGGUGUUGGUCAAAUGGGCGGGUUAACAUCUCUUUUAGGAUCGAUGAAUCGAUCGGAAAAUAGCUCGCGUACACCUGCACGUAAUAGCAGCAGUAAUGCUGCCAGUAAUUUACUUACACCAGAAUCGAAUACCGCUCCAAAAACACCAUCCGCACCUAAAGGCAAGGGUAACAAUAGAAGUGCUGCCGGAGCUGCUGCUACCAGUGCAUUGUCAACCCCAUCCAAUCGUACACUCAGUGUUGAUCUAUCGACAGCUCUAACAGGCUCUGAAGCUAUUAACCAAUUAAUAUCUGAUCCAGAACGUGCAAAAACUUUAUCCGUACACCUGCCUGAAAGUGAAGACGCUGAUGAAAGCAAAAAACAGCAAAUAAAAGACACAAUCGCGUCGCCACAAUUUCAACAAGCACUUUCUCUAUUCUCUAAUGCACUUCAAUCGGCACAGCUUGGCCCUGUGGUCUCACAAUUUGAACUAACACCAGACGCCGUUGCAGCCGCAUAUGCAGGUAAUUUGGAGGAGUUUGUUAAGGCUUUGGAAAAAGCACUUCCAGCUGGAGCCAUCAUGGAUACUCCCAAACCCAAGGAAACCGAGAAAGAUAAAGAACCCUUAAAACAGAAAGACGGCGAAGAAAAUAAAUCUGAUAAAAAGUAAUAGUUAGCAAUUUUAGUAUGCGUCAAUAAUAUUUAAACGAUACAACAAAAAUAUAUAUAUCCUUCCCAAAAAAUUAAAAUCCA
This is a messenger RNA of Ceratitis capitata (Mediterranean fruit fly), 1339 nucleotides long. RefSeq names its product proteasomal ubiquitin receptor ADRM1 homolog (gene Rpn13). Gene Ontology annotation, biological process: ubiquitin-dependent protein catabolic process. The transcript has 5 exons. The coding region runs from base 138 to 1256 and encodes 372 amino acids. NCBI's taxonomy places the organism in Eukaryota, Metazoa, Arthropoda, Insecta, Diptera, Tephritidae. Gene Ontology annotation, molecular function: endopeptidase activator activity; ubiquitin binding; proteasome binding. The record is from RefSeq and is a predicted model, not a curated record. Gene Ontology annotation, cellular component: nucleus; proteasome regulatory particle, lid subcomplex; cytoplasm.